This is a messenger RNA of Triticum dicoccoides, 847 nucleotides long. RefSeq names its product polyubiquitin-like. Gene Ontology annotation, molecular function: protein binding. NCBI's taxonomy places the organism in Eukaryota, Viridiplantae, Streptophyta, Magnoliopsida, Poales, Poaceae. The transcript is spliced from 3 exons. Bases 178 to 639 code for a protein of 153 amino acids. The record is from RefSeq and is a predicted model, not a curated record.
CCGUGCCGUAGCGCUUCUUCCUCCCUCCGCUCCCGUCCGAUCCGGCUAUAAAUUCCUCGCCUCCUCCCGUCUUGUAUCCACACAUCCGAUCCAAUCCAAUCCAGCCCCCCAUCCGAUCUCGCCGGGAAAUCUCUCCGAUCGAAGCGAAGCGAAGGCUCUCUCGUCCUCCUCCUCAAGAUGCAGAUCUUCGUGAAGACCCUUACUGGCAAGACCAUCACCCUUGAGGUUGAGUCCUCUGACACCAUCGACAAUGUCAAGGCAAAGAUACAGGACAAGGAGGGCAUCCCCCCGGACCAGCAGCGUCUCAUCUUUGCUGGCAAGCAGCUCGAGGAUGGCCGCACCCUUGCGGACUACAACAUCCAGAAGGAGUCCACCCUCCACUUGGUGCUCAGGCUCCGUGGUGGCAUGCAGAUAUUUGUGAAGACCCUCACUGGCAAGACCAUCACCCUGGAGGUGGAGUCGUCUGACACCAUUGACAACGUGAAGGCGAAGAUCCAGGACAAGGAGGGCAUCCCCCCGGACCAGCAGCGUCUCAUCUUUGCCGGUAAGCAGCUUGAGGAUGGCCGCACCUUGGCGGACUACAACAUCCAGAAGGAGUCCACCCUUCACUUGGUGCUCCGUCUCCGUGGUGGCCAGUAAAGCUCCUGGCGAUGGAGCUCUGCUUCGGUCUCUGGGUUCGCAAGUCUCGUCUUUGUUUCUGUACUGUACAUUGAUGCAGUGUUACCGUUUGUAUCUUCAAACUUCUGCUGGUGUGCAGCAGCUUUGGUGAACUAUGAAUAAGUGAGCCUAAAUUCGGUUUGUCUUGCAUGAUGUUUGCUGUUGUGUUAAAUACUGUGGUUUCUUGCUA